GGGCCGGGCCGGGCGCCCGCCGGACAAAGCCGCGGGACCGAGGCGCAGGCUGUGAGGUGCUGGUGUCUCGUCCCGCUCGGCGCCUGAGGCCCAGCGCGCCCUUCUGCCUCCCCGACGUCACCAAUGCGACCAUGGGAACUGGCAGUCAAUAGGCGGCCUCCCUCUGCCCCCUUCAACCCGCGGCGUUUCUCGGGGGGACCCUGCAGCAGCCCCGAGCACCUCAGGCGAAGCCCCCCUUCCAGGCGUCCGUGGGGACGACGCGACCGACCUCUGCAAACCCUGCUGGCCCAGGAUGAGAACUACCUGCGCCCUGCCUUCCCCCCGCAGCAGCAGCACCUCCCUGUAGAUGAGCCCCGAGCGUACGCUCUCGCCAGCACGCCACCACGAAUGCUUCACCCAGCCGCUCACCCGCCCCACCAGAGCCCAUUCAUGGUGGAUCUCCACGAGCAGGUGCACCAGGGCCCCGUCCCCCUCUCCUACACGGUGACCACGGUAACGACGCAGGGCUUUCCUAUCCACGCAGGCCAGCACAUCCCCGGGUGCAGCGCGCAGCAGCUCCCAGCAUGCUCCAUGAUGUUCAGCGGGCAGCACUACCCACUCUGCUGCCUCCCGCCCCCUCUCAUCCAGGCAUGUGCCAUGCAGCAGCUGCCCGUCUCCUACCAGACGUUCCCGCCCAUCCUCUCCAGCGACCAUUACAUCCUGCACCCGCCCCCGCCAGUGCCGCCGCACCAGCCCCCGCACAUGGCCCCCCUCGGCCAGUUCCUGCCGCUGCAGGCCCAGCACCCACGCAUGCCUCUGCAGAGGAUAGACAAUGAGGUGGAGUUGCGAGGGGAGCAGCAUGCCAUCGGGGGCUUCGCCUACCCGCCUUCUCCCCACGCCCCAGCGCUGUCCCCCUCUGUCCCGCUGCAUUACCUCCCCCACGACCCGCUGCACCAGGAGCUGCCGUUUGGCGUGCCAUACCCUCCCAUGAUGCCACGGCGACUGAAUACCCAGCGAUACCGACUGCAGCAGCCACUGCCGCCCCCCCCACCGCCGCCCCCCCCCUACUACCCGAGCUUCCUGCCGUACUUCCUCUCGAUGCUCCCCGUGUCGCCGACGGCCGUGGGGCCCACGCUCAGCCUCGACCUGGACGUGGACGAUGUGGAGAUGGAGAAUUACGAGGCGUUACUGAACCUGGCUGAGCGGCUGGGCGAGGCCAAGCCGCGGGGCCUCACCAAAGCAGACAUCGAACACCUCCCAUCGUACCGCUUCAACCCCGAGAGCCACCAGUCGGAGCAGAGCCUGUGCGUCGUGUGCUUCAGCGACUUCGAAGCCAGGCAGCUGCUGCGGGUCCUGCCCUGCAACCACGAGUUCCACGCCAAGUGUGUCGACAAAUGGUUAAAGGCGAACCGCACGUGCCCGAUCUGCCGGGCGGACGCGUCCGAGGUGCACCGGGAGGCCGAGUGA
Messenger RNA from Emys orbicularis (European pond turtle), 1446 nucleotides. It is a transcript of the gene RNF44, whose product is annotated as ring finger protein 44. Bases 124 to 1446 code for a protein of 440 amino acids. Gene Ontology annotation, molecular function: ubiquitin protein ligase activity. Lineage: Eukaryota; Metazoa; Chordata; Testudines; Emydidae. Gene Ontology annotation, biological process: protein ubiquitination. The record is from RefSeq and is a predicted model, not a curated record. The transcript has 11 exons.